Messenger RNA from Kalmanozyma brasiliensis GHG001, 1185 nucleotides. Its product is annotated as JmjC. Bases 1 to 1185 code for a protein of 394 amino acids. The record is from RefSeq and is a predicted model, not a curated record. Gene Ontology annotation, molecular function: 2-oxoglutarate-dependent dioxygenase activity. Lineage: Eukaryota; Fungi; Basidiomycota; Ustilaginomycetes; Ustilaginales. The transcript has a single exon.
AUGACGGAGCCGAAUGAGGAUGUCGACGACCCCUUCAUGCUGCUGCUCCGCGAACGAGCUGUCUUGUCACGCAAGCAGCAGGGCAUCCCUUUCUCGCAAAACGAAGGAGGGCAAAACUGGCCCUCGCGACUGGCCGAGCCUCCGACUGCCAACAACUUCAAGCAGAUCAUCGAGGAGCACGUGCCAGUGCUGAUCGAAGCAUGCAUGAUGGGUCGUCCCGGGCUCGCCAAAUGGAAAGACACGAGCUAUUUGGAGUCCUGCAUGGGUCCCAAUCGAAGCGUGGUGGUGGCCAUCACUCCCGAUGGCAGGGCCGACGACCUCAUUGAGCAUCCUGAACAUGGGGCUCCGGUCUUUGCGCUGCCUCUGGAAGAGAACAUGCCCUUCUCCGAGCUGCUGACACGCCUGUCAGAGCAAGCGGAGGGCAAGGCAGAUACAAUUGCCUACUUGCAGUCUCAGAACUCGAACCUCAGCGUCCAGGAGUAUGGCGAUCUGUCACCUCUUUUACGCGAUUUAGAGCUACGUGCAGCCACAGAGCAGACAGGAACCACCGGAGACAACCGCAGCGACUUGCCUUGGGCCACGCAGGCGAUCGGAUACCCUCCCGAGGCGACCAAUAUCUGGAUCGGCACGUCCUCGUCGCGUACCUCGAUGCAUCGCGACUACUACGAGAAUCUCUUCACCGUGGUGCGAGGCUGGAAGGAGUUCACCGUCUAUCCUCCAGCAGAAGCCUGCUUUCUGUGCGACGACGAAGAGUAUCCUGUGUACAAAUACAUCAAGGAACCUACAGGGCAACUUGAGCUAGAGGGAGAGAGCGGGGGAGCGACGACUAGAUGGAUACCGGUCGAUCCGACGCUGCCAAAGGACGCCGAGCGCAAUGCACCGUUCGUCCAUCGCGACCUCAACCUCGCUGAAGCAGAUGGAGUGCUACCUCGGAAGCACACUCCACAGACCAAGUACGGCUACGCUCUGCCGGCGCUCAAGAUCCGCGUUCAUGAAGGCGAGACGCUCUAUCUUCCGAGCGGGUGGUUCCAUCACGUGGCGCAACAGCAAGACAGCCAGGUCGUGUCUGUCCAGGGUCAAGAUUCCGUCGAGCGAGGUCUUUGCCUUUGUCUCAACUGGUGGUACGAGAUCUCAGAUGAUAUGGCCAUUCAACUCGAUGAGACCAGUCUCACAAUAGCAACAUGA